AUGGACCUGCUUGCUAAUUUUAAUAAUUUGGAAGAAUGUUUAAUAUCAGAUGAUCUCUUUGAAAAUUACUUCAAUUUUUUCUUAUCACUACCAGUGUUUUCGCUUAAGUUACAAUACAACCGACUGAUUGGUGAUUUCAACUUCACGGAUUCCCAUGAACUUGAUAUUAAAGAGUCAUCAAACUUGGGUUUAUCAGAUGAAAAUCAAGAACGUGUUAUUAAGUGGGCUGAAUCCGAACGUCUUCCAUACUUUUUGCGAAGUGAUAUUUAUCGAGAACUGCUAUUAUGCAAGCUGCUGUUAGCACCUCUGGAACUGAACUCCGAACUUAUCGAUUACUGGGAGCCGUUUAGUGAUGAUUUAGCUAGCUCCUUAGUUGAUCCUACUGGAAUCAGUAGGCAUACUUAUACUUCGUGGACGUCGGAUCUCACCACUUAUGAUGAUGCAACAGAAGAGAGCUACGAUGAAAGUUCUAGAAAAAAUAGUAAAUCUACUUCAUCAUUUAGUAAUCAAUCAAGUUAUGAAACUUCGAAUGCAAUCAGUGAAUCUGUUAGUCAUGAAUCUGUCGAUAAAUUAAAAUCGGAUCGAAGAAAAAGUCGUGAAUACUCAAAGUAUUUUAAAACUAGGCGAAUAACUAUGUUUGAAGGUAAUUUCCCAAAUCGGAAUGAUAACAAUCGUCCAAGUCCAUUAACUGAACAAACUAGUCAUGAUGAUGAUGAAAUUCAGCAUACAAAUGAUAAUAAUAAUAUAACUAUAAAAUAUCGACGUCAAUCAGAACCGAUUAAUAAAUCAUUAAAUUAUUAUCAAUAUUAUUAUUAUUAUCAUUAUUCAAAAGAAGAUACAUUAAAAACUAUUGAACAAGUUCAAAAUAGUUUAAAACAAUUAGAAGAGAAAAAUUUAAAUUCAUCAAGUAAUAAGCUAAAUUUAACGCAUACUAUUGAUAAAUCAAACUCUUUCACAUUUAAUAUUGACAAUACUACUGCUGAUAGUAAUAAUUAA
This is a messenger RNA of Schistosoma turkestanicum, 996 nucleotides long. The record is from the annotation of a GenBank genome assembly. NCBI's taxonomy places the organism in Eukaryota, Metazoa, Platyhelminthes, Trematoda, Strigeidida, Schistosomatidae.